CCGCUGAGCUCCAAGUCUUCCGAAAACUUGUGCGCAGCGGUGGCCUCGGCGCGGCGGCCGAGGAUGGGGUGGUGCGGCCGCGGCUCCGGGCCGCCGCCGUCGCGGCUGCUGAUGCUGCUGUCGCUGCUGCUGGUGGUGUGUGGCGCUGGCGCGGCUCCGCGCUCGGCGCUCUACUCGUCCUCCGACCCGCUGACGCUGCUGCGGGCGGACACGGUGCGCCGCACGGUGCUGGGCUCCCGCAGCGCCUGGGCGGUGGAGUUCUUCGCCUCCUGGUGCGGCCACUGCAUCGCCUUCGCCCCGACGUGGAAGGCACUGGCCAACGACGUUAAAGAUUGGAGGCCGGCACUGAAUCUCGCUGCCCUGGACUGUGCUGAGGAGACCAACAGCGCAGUUUGCAGAGAUUUCAACAUCCCUGGCUUCCCGACCGUGAGGUUCUUUAAGGCCUUCUCCAAGACCGGCUCAGGAACCACGCUGUCAGUGGCUGGAGCUGAUGUGCAGACGCUGCGGGAGAGGCUCAUCGAUGCACUGGAGUCCCACACUGACACGUGGCCCCCGGCCUGUCCCCCACUGGAGCCUGCCAGGCUGGAGGAGAUUACUGGAUUCUUUGCAAGAAACAAUGAAGAGUACCUGGCCCUGAUCUUUGAAAAGGAAGGCUCCUACCUGGGUAGAGAGGUGACGUUGGACCUGUCGCAGCACCAGGGCAUAGCGGUGCGCAGGGUCCUGAACACGGAGCGUGAUGUGGUGAACAAGUUUGGUGUCACCAGUUUCCCAUCUUGCUACCUGCUGUCUCGGAACGGCUCCUUCUCCCGGGUCCCUGCGCUUACAGAAUCCAGGUCUUCCUACACCACUUACCUGCAGAAGUUUUCCGGGAGCACCAGGGGGGCUGUCCAGACCACAGCUGCGCCAGCCACCACCAGCGCGGUAGCUCCCACCGUGUGGAAAAUUGCAGAUCGCUCCAAGAUCUACAUGGCUGACCUGGAAUCCGCACUGCACUACAUCCUCCGGAUAGAAGUGGGCAAGUUCUCCGUCCUGGAGGGGCAGCGCCUGAUAGCCCUGAAAAAGUUCAUGGCAGUGCUGGCCCAGGUGAGCGGGGCCCCGGGGCCCCUCAUUCGGGGGCCCCCUCAUUCGGCAGCUCCACUUGGGGCCCAUGUGCAUCCCUGCAGGCAUGUGCUGUGCCCGCCUGGAGGAGUCAGCCCGGCCCCUCCCUCUGGAGCUCGUGGUUGGGUUCGGAUCUUUGGACCCACCAGCCGUCCCAGUCACACGCCCCCCAACCCCACGGGACAACCCCCUUCCCCUGUGCAGGGAGGUGGGUGGGACAUGGGGCCGGAUGCCCGGGGGAUAUUCCCAUUUGCGCACAUCUGCCUGCCUGAGUCCUCCACCUCAGGCCGAGCCUGGACUGUGGCCUUUCACUCCCUGUCAUGAUCAGUGGGAAACGAGAAGCCGUGGACCCCGCAGUGAAGGAAUGAAGGCUUCUCUGAGUCUCUACUUUCCCCUCUCAGGCUCAGAGUCAGAGGUAGCUCCCUGGCCUUAGCCAUGCCUUCCUCAUUCCUCUGUAGUCUCCUGCCAGCAUGGCUCCUCCUCGUAAGUAGCCAUGUAAGUGCAGCUGCUACUUACGGAGGACCUGAUGUGUAUCAGGCAUUUAAUCCUCUCAGUCUCACUUCAGGGUGGCGAGUACUACACCCCUUAGGAGGUGCAGGUUACCCAAGUGACCUGCCUUAGGCCUCCCGGGAGGAGGUGUCAUGGCCAGGGUUUGAACUGAGGUUCCAGGUUCAGUCCCCUGGAGAAGGAAAUGGCAACCCACUCCAGGAUUCUUGCCUGGA
Messenger RNA from Odocoileus virginianus texanus, 1820 nucleotides. RefSeq names its product quiescin sulfhydryl oxidase 1 (gene QSOX1). Gene Ontology annotation, molecular function: protein disulfide isomerase activity; flavin-dependent sulfhydryl oxidase activity. Gene Ontology annotation, cellular component: Golgi membrane. The record is from RefSeq and is a predicted model, not a curated record. NCBI's taxonomy places the organism in Eukaryota, Metazoa, Chordata, Mammalia, Artiodactyla, Cervidae. Gene Ontology annotation, biological process: protein folding.